UGAGACUGAGCAUGAGGCAGCCGUCCGGCCGGACGAAACCUCCGUAGUCCGACAGCAUACCGGAGAACGAAGAGGCGGCGGCGGCGGCGGAGGCGGCGGCCCGAAGCUCAAGGAGCGAGCGCCGUGGAUGCGCCGAGCGAGCCCGCCGAGAAGUGCCGGCAAAAGGCACUGAAGAGCCGCCGUCAGCGAGGGUAUAAGCGGGCUGGAGCCCUGAACCUUUUGUACUAUAGCGGAACGCGAGGGACGCCGCCACCACCGGCUCCUCCUCCUGCUGCUGCCAAACCAGUGACAGCUCAGCAGGCGAAGGAGGCGCGAGCCGAGCCCCUCUUGCCGAGGAGCCGCCGCCUGGUCCUUCCACUCAGGCGGGGGAAGUAGCUGCAGCAGCUCCGCUCUUUCCCUCCCUCAAACGCUGCUCUUGGGCUGGCGCUGGGAUGCCAGCGCGGGUCCCCGAGUCCCGUGGCAGCGACAGCCCGCGCGCCCCCAGCCCCGCCGUCGGUCUCGCUGCGGUAACCGCUCCCGCCUCCUCUGCCUCCGCCGCCUCCUCCAAGCCGAGUCCGAAGGGAACGUCGCCCCUGCUGCUCCGCGCCGAGAGAUGAAGAGGCAGGGCUGGGGGAAGCCCGACGCGCAGCUCCUCCAGGAUUGGGCGCGGAGCAAGACCGGCGAAGGCGCAGCUGAGCGCGGAGGAGGGCAGCACAUCUUGGUAGGAGCGAUGCCGGAAAGUGCCGGGAGCCCUGGCGGAGCCGAAGGGACCCAGACAGCCCUGGAGUUGGAAGUCCCGUCUCGGGGAAGCUCUCCGUGCUCGGAGCAAGUGUCCGGGAGCACUGAAGUGUAUCCGGCCGAAGGGUUAGAAGAAGGUUGUCCGGGGGAGGCACCGGUGCAGUAUGGUGUGAGUUACCCUUGUCUUCUGCGUCAAAACCAAGUGCUCUUGACAGCCCUAGAGGAGUUGCAGAUGCGCUGUGCCAGCCUGAAGAACGAAAACAGUCUACUGCGUAAGACCUGCUUCCCAGAGACUCAGGAGAAGGUGAGACAUUUGAAGAGGAAGAAUGCAGAGCUGGCGGUCAUUGCAAAACGUCUGGAGGAGAGAGCCAGAAAGCUGCAAGAGGCCAACCUCAGAGUGGUGAAUGCACCAAUAAAUGUGAAGAGCUCCUGUGCAGGACUGUGCAAAAGAGCGCUGGCACGCCAACGGGCCACAGAUCUCCAAGAACAAGCCAAUGCACUCCUGAUGAAAGACAAACAGAUCAAUGCUCUGCAGAGGGAAUGUCAAGAACUUCAAGCUAAAAUCAUGGGUGGAAAGGAAGGUCCUCCAUGUCUGCCUCUUCUAGAUUUCCAGUAUUUACUCCGAGAAUCUCAGAAGGAAGUUCUGCGGUUACAGAGACAGAUUGCUCUGAAGAAUUUUAAGGCAGCCCUGGAGCCCUGUGGUCAGGGACCAGGAGACAUUUCUGUAGCUUUUGCAGUGGACUUGGGGCUCACCACAUCAGCCAGGACUACCUGCUCAAAUGGUUUUUCUCCUACAAGGGUAUCACAGCCAUGGGAGGAACUGUGUAUAGCAGUGGAGGAGACCAGCCAGUCAGAGACGGGACUGUUUCCUUUCGGAAGAGUACAAAGAAGAGAAGACACAUUGUUUUCUGCCCCUGAAGUCAAAGAGCACGUGAAGCAUUUGGACUCUGAGCUCACAAAGAAGAGGAAGCAAUGUGAACAUUUGGAGCAUGAAGUAAAGAAGAAGCACAAGAGAUGUGCAGAGCUUGAGAUUGAACUGCAGGAAGUGCGGAGUGAUAAUGCCCGACUCUCUGAGGAGAAUGCCGUGUUACAGGGGCAAGUCGAGUGGACAGAGAAGGUUGAAUCUGAAAAUGCUGACUUAAGGUUGCAGGUUUCUGUAGUGACCGAGGAACGGAAUUUGGCUCUUCAGAAAAUCCAGGAACUCCAGGACAGGCUGGAGAGUCUCGGGCAGGCACUCAAGCACAUGAGAGAUGUUGCAGAACGAAGGCAGCAACUGGAACAUCAGCACGAGAAGGCCUUGCAGGCCUUGCAGAAGAAAAAAGAUGAAGUCCGACAGCUGCAGCAGGCUCAGGCUGAAGCUAGGAAAAAACACGAAGGAGCAGUGCAGCUUUUAGAGGCCCGUGUGAGAGAGUUGGAAAACCAAUGUCGCAGCCACACAGAACAGUUUAACUUCCUCUCUCAGGAACUCAAUCGAUUUCGCCUCCAAACUGGGAAAUUAAGUCUUCCAUCCGCUCCCUCCUUCUGUUCUUCCCUGGUGACUUCAGAGAUCGUCUUCGCUACUUGCAAGAGUUCUUCACAGAUCCCCAAUGGCUUCAAGCAGAAAGAUCCAGAAAUUGUCCCUGUAUCUCCACGGAGCAGUAGAAAAGUUCAAGAUGAAGAGGUGGAAAGGUUCUCCCCAGUGGCACUUCGGCUCAUUGAUCCUGUGGUGUCUCCUCUGGCCCGAAGUCCAGAUACAAGCAGUCCCCCAGUUGCCUCAAAAAAAGCAAUCAAAAAGUUGGAAGCCCAGUCCAACUCUUCCAGAUCUGAGUCCAUGCACAACAACAGCCCCAAAUCCUGCCCCACUCCUGAGGUGGACACAGCCAGUGAAAUGGAAGAAUUGGACAUUGACAGCAUCUCAUUGGUACCUGAGCAGGAGAACCAUGAGCCAGUAAAACUUCAGGUCUUCUUGGCUCGAUAUAGUUACAAUCCUUUUGAUGGCCCCAAUGAGAAUCCUGAGGCUGAACUACCACUUACGGCUGGCGAGUAUAUUUACGUUUAUGGAGAAAUGGAUGAAGAUGGCUUUUUUGAAGGGGAGCUGAUGGAUGGCCGGAGAGGCCUUGUCCCUUCCAACUUUGUGGAACGACUUGCAGAUGAUGACCUGGUUACUUUCUUGCCUCAGGAACUCCAUGAUCUCUCCCAAAGCUCCCCUCUUGAGCGGAGUUUUCUCAGCAUAAGUAUCAGCAGUGGAGAGAGAAGUGAUUAUUCAUCGGAGGAGUUCAAUGCCAGCACAGCUCCCUCUAGGCUAGAAGGGGACCAAGGAGAAGGAGGUAUUUCCGUUGCAGUGCCUUAUCCCAGAAAGGUGACUCUAAUCAAACAGUUUGCCUCUAGCCUCUUGGUGACAUGGGAUCCACCACUGGUGCCUAGUGGAAGCUGCUUGGAUGUCCAGAGCUACAAUGUCUAUGUGGACACUGAACUCCGGGAAAAUGUGAAGGCCAGUUCCCAGAUGAAGGCCAUGAUUGACAAACUGGACUUGAAAACAAAAGCCUACCGUGUCUCCAUACAGAGUGUUUCAGAGAAAGGGAGCUCAGACAGACUGCAGUGCACGUUCCUGGUGGGCUGUGGUUUUGUCUUAGCUCCAAGUCAGCUCCAAGUGCGGAGUGUUAAGGCCACUUCCGUGGAGCUCUCCUGGAUGUCAAGCAACAGCAAUUUCCCACAUACCAUAUACCUCAACGGGGGAGCAUGUGAUAUAGUGAAGGCUGGAAUAUAUUGGUACACUUUUCGCAACCUGAACCCAAACACUUCCUAUAUUGCCACAGUCGAAAUACAGCCUCAACAGACUUUCUGGAAACCAUUCCCAGAGGUGGAAGAGCAGGUCUUAUCCGCAGAGAUCCAGUUCACUACACCUUCAGCAGGGUCUCCAGAUGCUCCGCUGGAUGUCCGAGUGGAUCCUGGCCCCACAUCUGGUAUUCUGGUCAUCAGCUGGUUGCCAGUCACCAUUGAUGCUGAAGGAUCAUCCAAUGGAGUGCGUGUCACUGGCUAUGCAGUGUAUGCUGAUGGACAAAAGGUGAUGGAAGUUACCUCCCCAACAGCUGGUAGUGUCCUGAUUGAGAUUUCCCAGCUGCAGAUUCUCCAGCUCUGUCAGGAAGUAACUGUAAGAACUGUCUCUCUUUAUGGAGAAUCGGUGGAUUCUGUGCCAGCUCAGAUCCCCUCGGCGUUGUUGGAAGAAGUAGACCGUUCUUCUGAAUCUCAAUUUCACUGUCACCCCUCCCGGCUUCUGGGUGGGGAAGCACAGGCUCUUCUUGUCACACAAACUUCUCAGGUUCCAGGGAAAGACCUGCCUUCUGCCACUAAGAACUCAGUUGCCAAACUCACCUUGCAGCCCACUAUUGCCAGUGAAAAAUCUGGGGAUCACGUGCAUUCAGAGACAUCCUCCAGUGUCAAGGCUCCCUUGACACCAACGGGGCAGGCUGUGUCACCAGAACUUGGAACUCUUCCAAGAGAAGAAGAGAAUUAUCUUCUGCCCUCUGCAGGCAGUGUGGUGAAGGAAGAUCUGACUGUACUCAAGAAGGAGGAAUCUGGAGAAGUCGACCAGGAACUGCUGCUCACCGUGACAAAACAGGAGCCACACAUUUCAGACAGUGGUGCUAAUAGCCUGGAGACCUUGGAAAGCUGCUCUGCAGAACAGGGGACAAAUGCCCCAUCCGAAGGAGAGCCAGAUAACAAUCAGAGCUCCCUGGAACCAAAGAUACCACCCAUGGACAGACCUUCCAUGCAAGAAGAAGACAGCGCCGGGGAGAUGGGCCAAAGCGAAGGACAAGCUUCAGAGUCUUUAGUUGAGUCUUCAGGGAGGAUGAAGGCGUUGAAAGAAGGCUCCAGAGAUGACUCCUCUCAGCUGGUGCCCAGGAUCAGAAGAGAGCAAGCAGAGAAAAGGUCAGAUCCAGGAAAUCGACCACUAAAUCUUCUAACUGACCACAAUCGUGGUUCUGACCUUUCUGAUAUCACAGAGGAAGAGGAGGAAGAGGACGAGAAGGAGGAGGAAGAAGAGAAGCCAGUUUCUGGUAGGCCAGGGGAGAUGAAAUGGAAUCCAAGUGAAUAUGGCAGCAGAGAAAAUGGAGACAAGUUCGAUCUUGGUGAUACCGACAGCGAUGAAGAAAUCUUGGAACGGAUUCUGGAAAUGCCAUUGCAAAAAAAUUGCAGCAAGGCUCUGUUUAGUAUUCCUGAAGUCACUGAAGAGGAGGAGGAGCAAGAACAGGAAGAUGUUGUUGUUGUUGAUGAUGAUGAAGGCUGGGACCCGGUUCUAAACCAACCUAUUUUCAUCCCUCUGGAAAAGAAGACUAUGAGAAGCUUCCAGAGUAAGCUUCCUAAUCAUACCAGAAGAACGCAAGGUCCUCUCUGUUCUUGGUCUAAAAGAAACCACAAUCUUUCAGAGCUGAUCUUACCUGAAAAGACCCUUCUACAGACGUUUAGAGGGGAAUGUAUGAAUGAAACGUCCAGUUGCUCUGGAAGAUGGGAUGGUGAAGAUAUGACCUAUCAGUGGGAUGAUCGAAAGAAACCAUCAAGAUCUCCUCUUUCAGAAUGGAGAAAAUCCAGUCAUUGCAAGGAGAAGACCCGGGUCCAACCCCAGGGACAUAGGAAGCGAAAAGGAGACAUCCGCGAGCCCAGUGUUUCUCUGCGGAGCAAUUCCUACUACACUGGAGGUGGCCUUUACAGAGCACAGAGCCUCACAGAGAAUUUGGAUGUGAUCACCAGCCUUGAGAUGGAGGAUGACUUGAAGCUGUGCAGCUGGGCAGGACAAAGGCCUGAUCAGAUUCCUUCAAGGAGAAUGAUGCCCCAAGAGAAAAGGGAGAAAGCUGUGCAAGGCCUCCCCCGCUGCCUCAGCCCAGUGAAUUUGGAGAUUGACAUUGAGUAUGAUUCAAAUGAGGACGAGGAUUUAACCAUCACUUCCACGCCAGUGAGCUUGUUGAGUUCAGAUGGGAGGGCUGAUGGAUCACCAACAGAUUGUGAGGAGGAAUGGAGCGACUGCUCCAGCCAGUCAGGAUCAGUCCAAUCCAGUGGGCGACGAGAACUGAAGCGGUCCAAUAGUUGGGAGGGAGAGAGCACGGAUUGGAGCACAUCUCCCAGCCAUUCGCCUGGACAUUGUGGAUGGAGGAAGAAGGCCAAUGGUGCCCCAGAAGAAUGGAACAGGACUCGGGAGAAAAGUCCCUCUGUCUUGGGAGCCAGGCCAGAUCAGGCUUGGAAAGAGGGCCCACUUGUGCAAACAUGGGUGACAGGUAGUCCCGGGUUGUUGGACUCAACAUCUUACCAGUCCCCUGUCCAGAGAGACAGAAGAUCUCCAAGAAAAAGUCAAGAAGGGACCCCACAACUCAGUGGAACUAUUGGAACUUGGAGGAGUGAAUCAGCAGACGACAAGGGCUCAGCACGUCUGUUUGUGGCUCUUUUUGAUUAUGACCCUGUUUCGAUGUCCCCUAAUCGGGAUGCUGCCGAAGAGGAGCUCCCAUUUCAAGAGGGCCAGAUUCUGAAGGUCUAUGGUCACAAAGAUGCAGAUGGUUUCUAUAGAGGGGAAUGUGCAGGAAGAACAGGGUUCAUACCCUGCAACAUGGUGUCUGAACUCCGGGUGGACAGUGACAGUGCAAGAAAACAGCUGUUAGAAGAAGGCCACAUUUCUACUGCUAUGCUGAUGGAAAGUCUAGGGAAUAGUGCAUUUUCUCCCCCUCCAUCGCACCCAUCAAAUCGCCCUUCAAAGCCUCGACGGUCUAAGAAAGAAUCAAUCAGGGUGGAAGAUCAGGUUCCUGAUUUAGAAGCACCUGGAAAGCAAAAUCUGAGUUCUGAGGACCCUGCAAGAACAAUGGUGGCCAUUUUUGACUACAAUCCCCAAGAGAAUUCUCCUAAUCCAGACACUGAGGUUGAGCUCCGAUUUUGUGCUGGAGACAUUGUGACUGUGCUCAGUUCCAUGGAUGAUGAUGGGUUCUACUAUGGGGAGGUAAAUGGACAGAAAGGUCUUGUUCCAUCUAAUUUCCUGGAAGCUUUGCCAUCAGACGGAGCACUGGCAAGUGAGCCAAGCCUUGGAAGGCAGCGAGUGAGAAAAAGAAGAAUCCAGUGAUGCAUGUGAGAAAGUUAAGAGAAGAGAGAAAGGCAGAGAACAAUCACGCAAGGAAAUAUCUCUGAAAUGAAUAUUGGAUCACAGGUUGCCUAGCUGAAUUCUACAACAACUAUCGCCUUCCAGAAAGUAUCUCUGAUGUCAGCAAAUACAGGAAUCUCAGUGUUCCACCUUGUAAAUGAAGUAUCUGCUUUUCUUCAGAAAUAACUCCUGUUCUUUUGACAAGUACAUUCAGUAAUGGGCAGGACCCCUCUGCAUACAGCAUUUGUGCUACUCCAGAUCAGUUUUGUACCUGUGUGAUCAUCUGCCAUAACCUUCAUUCUGUAGUGCAAGGGUUGUUGUUGCAAAACCAGAUCUACUGUAAUAUGUUUUCCUGGAGUUUCUAGGUGGACAAUUUACUGCUGCUUGGAAUUCCAAGUUCAUUCCACCUGGAAAAGCCUCUCUCCACAGAAUCGGUCCCUGGUGCCCAAAAGUUGAGGGCCACUGCCGUACACCCACAAAUCUAAAUUUGAAUAAGAUGCAAACCAAUGCAUUGUUAUAGUCCAGGAAUGGUUUCUAGUUAAAACAUAGCAUGGAUAUUUAUUCGUAAAGUUUGAAAUUAUUUUGGAUAUUGAAUUAUUUAUUGUUGAGGUGUGAGACAGUGAGAUGCAUGCAAUAUUUUGUUUCUCAUAUUCAGUAUCUUUUUAUUUCACAGUGGUAUCCAGUAGAUCAUCUGAUACACCUUCCAUUUUUGCUUAGCACCUGGACCAUCCACUGCCUCAGGGUUGGGUGUCUCUUAGGCCUCUCAAUCCUGAGACCUGCCCUUCAGGGUAAGAAGAAGAACAUAUUCCUGAAGGGAAGGAAAAUCCACCCCGGGCCAAGCAAGAAGAAUGGUGCUGAGCUCAGCUGCCAUAGAAUGUUGCAGUAAAAAAGAGAUGAAUCACGAUGUAAUCCACAAUGGCAUUUUAUUUCCAUGGAUUGCAAGAUGUGUCAAAUGGUUUGGGAAGCAAGUAUGAGCUCCAGAAAGGGGGUUCUGUAGAGACAUGUUGCUCACAAUCUCUUCUCCAGUGUGUGGUAUCGGCUGUAAUGUAAUUCAGUGGAUGUUCCCUAUUUUAUCUUUCUUCCAGAAAAUAUCUCUCUUGUUUUGGAAAUCAAAGUUGCUUUCUUAGGCCUUUUCUCUCAGCAUAUCACUUCUCUUGAUCCAGAACUUUUUUUUAUCGCCUCUUCUCAACCUGUCGCAAGUGGACAUUUUUUCCUCUGGGAAUUGUCCUUCCCAGAAAGAAUCGGUCAAGGAUCUAAUUUGGCUGGGCGUGGCUGAAAGGUGGUUGAAUAUAUAUAUUAUCUGGGAGUUCCUGCCCAAGAGCCUUCAUGUUUGCCAGUGGAAAACUCACACAACUGUCUUUGUGUGGAUUCUUGUUUUGAUACCGCAACUUCUCUUUUCGUGGUACUCUAAUACUAAACUGGGUAUCUUGCACAUUUCUGUCCCUGAGUAGAAAUCAGGGCAUUUACCAUUUGAUGGUAAGUUAAGGACUUAUUGAUUGCCUUCAGGUACAUAACUCUGUACAGUACCACUUGAUAAAUAAUUUACUGUAAUAAUGCCGCUAAUCAUUCCUUGGACAUCAAAUGUGACCAACAAGCAUUAGUGGAGUGCAUAAUACCAGACAUGUCACUAGAAGGAAAACAAAUCACAAAAUUGUGUCUCACUUUCUUGGGCCAUGUCACAUGGGGGAAUUCACUGGAGAAAGCAAUUAGGUUGGGAGGAGUUAGUGGUAUAAGGAAAACAGGCCACUGAAGAACAUGAUGGCUGGAUACGAUCAAUGCUAACACCAACCAGAGCAUAGAAAAACUCAAAGAAGUUGUGCAAGAUCGGAAGAUGUGGAGCGGCUUGGCCGAUAGACUCGCACAACUGAAUGGAUAAUAUCCUCAUCAUUGCUAAUCAGCGGAUGGAAUUUUACUUAUCUAUUCUUAUCUUUCUCAGUUUUUUUCCUGGAUUACAUUCAAACAGUUUGAAACCUCUGAAUAUAAAAUCUCAUUAAUAUGUUGUGUCAUCCUAUAAAGUACCAUGGUAGGGGGAAAACAUCACUUCUGCUCCCGGUAUGUCCUGGGAGCUCCCACAAUGCCAGCUAAGAUGUGGGGGAAGCCUCUCAUAAGCGUCCAAAGUAUCCAGCUACGCCAGAUGUUCUAGGAAGGAGAUUCCCCCCCCCACCCUACAUCCCUGCUUCCAAUCUUUGCAUUUUCAUUAGGGAGGUUUUGACAUGCCCACUGUCUUUUGGUCCACAGAUUGUUACUGGCUAAAGGUGAGAGAAUCAGAAAGCCAGGCCCAUCCUCAGUUAGGGAGUAUCUCAUCCUCCAAAUAGUUGUAACAUGUCCAAACUUGAGAUCAUAACAUUUACCUGAUACGAGGGGGCGGGGAAUUCCCCAAAAUACUACCAUCUAGUAAAGCAUGGAAAUGGUGAUUAGAUAGCUUUCUGGCUACAGAUCUGUAGAAUGUAUGCAGCUCGAGAAGAGUUCUAACAGUCCAUUUAGAACUUCUGUGCUAGAUAUGCAACUAAGUAAGCUUUCUGUUUUCCCUGGUUAGACUCUCUACUCAGAGUAUAAAGGUAAUAAGUCUCCUUGGCUAUUGCCUUCAGUUAUUGGUCUUCACAAAUACACUACACCUGAAAGGGAGAGGUUUCAUUUCAUCUAAUCUCAAAGGAUCUCUUAUUUCUGUUCCCUGAAGUUAACUAGUUUCUCCUUUAAUACCAUCUAAGCCUAUGAGGAUUAACACAUUGUGCAAUAUAAAUUAUGUAUUUUGAGAAGGGCUCUGUCCUGAAUUUAUACUCUGUCAACAGCAUUGUCGGAUUCCCAAUGCUGACAUUUUGAGUUUGGAAGAAAAGGCUGUUUCAAGCUUCGCUAAUUCGUCAGCUUCCAGAUUCAUUGGGACUACAGCUUCCAUUCCCAACUUUGAACAUUGUGGGUGAAAGUCCUAAGAACUGCAAUCCCAACAACUCUAGAGAGUAUCUAUUUUAUGGAAAGCUGCUCUUUCUCUUCUAUACCCCCUGUAUAAUUUAUAAUCCUCUGGAGUUUUUGCUUCACAGUUGCCUAGAACAAUUCUUGACCACUGCCUAUCAUUGACAUUGAGAUUGCCAGUUGACCUUGACUUAGCUUAAAUGGACCAUCAAUUGGGUUGCAUUUUCUUCGUUUCAUAAAAGAUGUUCAACUCACCCUUAGCCUAUGCCCAAGAAUAUAUCAAAAUGCAGACUGUACUGUAUUAUGGAAACAUAACACUUUCUUUAAAAUAGCUCUGAAUGGCAUCUUGAUUCUUUUCUUGGUAGAAGACUUCUUUGCCAGGAUCAAAGUUGGACCUAAAAUUGGAACCAUGAAGUGAAAUUCUGAGGCAAAUGUCCACUACUGAAGAAACAGAGAGGGAGAGGGAGAGGAAGAGAGGGAGAGGGGGAGAGAGAGAGAGAAUGGUUAAGUUAGAUUAAGUUGUUGAUGUGUACAAGUAUGAGAGUGUAUCCUUUGUCCCUGGUUAUUGGCAUUCUAAACUAAGAAGGCAGCCCAGACUCUACUGGUGUCCUUCUCCUGUGGUCUGCCUUUUGUAAGAUGUCCAGCUGCUGAACUAAGCAGCUCUAAUGGUGAGGAUCAGUGGGCACUGUGCCAGCCUGUGUGCCUAGCCUGUGGGAAGGGGUGCCCCUUAUUCAGAGGUGACCCCUAUUUCAUGACUGAGAGAUUUGUGUGUGCGUGUUUUAAUAAAUGUGUCCCCCAUUCUUGCAGCCAAUGUACCUCUGCAUGUUUGUUGGGAGAAGGAACCAUUCUUGUUUUGUUCAGUAUGGAUUAUUGAAAGGGGACGUUGGAUGAGCUAUGUUUUUAUUUAAAAAAUAAUAAUUUAUUAUAUUAAAGUCUAUUUUCA
Messenger RNA from Ahaetulla prasina, 10664 nucleotides. RefSeq names its product TSPO associated protein 1 (gene TSPOAP1). The transcript is spliced from 31 exons. Gene Ontology annotation, molecular function: protein binding. The coding region runs from base 593 to 6796 and encodes 2067 amino acids. The record is from RefSeq and is a predicted model, not a curated record. Lineage: Eukaryota; Metazoa; Chordata; Lepidosauria; Squamata; Colubridae. Gene Ontology annotation, biological process: neuromuscular synaptic transmission.